AUUGACGCAACGCGUGUGGAAGUUGCCGAAACACGAAACUCGUGGGCGGACCGAUCUCGGGAACACUCCGUAAUCUCACCUUGAUCAAUAAAACAUGUCGAAGCCCCCAUUCACUCAAGCGACGGCUCAAGAUCUCUGGAACGCACAGAACCCCGAAGACGUUGCAAAGGCAUACACUCCAGACUGCAUCUGGCGCAAUAGAGACCAUUUCUUCUCCGGAACCGAUGCCAUCAUUGACUUCUUGACUCGCAAAUGGGAGAAGGAAAAGGAGUAUCGCUUGCGUAAGGAGCUGUUUGCCUUUGGCGAUGAUAAGAUCGCGGUCCAAUUCUGGUAUGAAUUCAAAGAUGCCCAAAGUGGCAAGUGGACGAGAUGUUACGGUCUUGAGGAUUGGACAUUUGCAGAGGACGGCAAGAUGCGCAAGCGACAGAUGAGCGGUAACAACAUUGAGAUUAGCGAGGCCGAGCGAUGGUUCAAGGAAGGCGUUGAUGUGAACUCGGUGGACAUUUCCGAAGCGCACUGGUAGAGGAAGAUUCCGUAAAGCAUGGAGCAGUCGGCAGCCUCUCUUGACUGCUCAAAAUCGUAUCAUGUCUCGAAU
Messenger RNA from Aureobasidium pullulans EXF-150, 595 nucleotides. RefSeq names its product DUF1348-domain-containing protein. The transcript is spliced from 5 exons. The record is from RefSeq and is a predicted model, not a curated record. Lineage: Eukaryota; Fungi; Ascomycota; Dothideomycetes; Dothideales; Saccotheciaceae. Bases 95 to 523 code for a protein of 142 amino acids.